Messenger RNA from Hylaeus volcanicus, 540 nucleotides. RefSeq names its product 60S acidic ribosomal protein P1 (gene RpLP1). The record is from RefSeq and is a predicted model, not a curated record. Bases 128 to 463 code for a protein of 111 amino acids. Gene Ontology annotation, molecular function: protein kinase activator activity; structural constituent of ribosome; ribonucleoprotein complex binding. The transcript is spliced from 4 exons. Gene Ontology annotation, biological process: translational elongation; cytoplasmic translation. Lineage: Eukaryota; Metazoa; Arthropoda; Insecta; Hymenoptera; Colletidae. Gene Ontology annotation, cellular component: ribosome; cytosolic large ribosomal subunit.
UGUUUCCUUUCCGCUGGAUCUCGAAAGUCGAGUGCUUGUUCUCUCUUGCAGAGCUAAGGUUAUAUCAACGACUUGCACCAUUAUUGACAUACAUCCAGCUUUAAUAUAAAUUAUACAAGUAGAAAAAAUGACUACCAAGGCUGAACUCGCUUGCAUUUACUCGGCAUUAAUCCUCGUCGACGAUGACAUCGCUGUAACUGGCGAAAAAAUCCAAACAAUUUUGAAAGCUGCUAACGUCGACGUGGAAUCUUACUGGCCUGGACUUUUUGCCAAAGCUCUGGAAAAUAUUAACGUGAAAGACCUUCUAACAAACAUUGGAGCAGGCGUUGGAGCUGCACCAGCAACAGCACCGAUCACUGCAGCACCUACUAGCGCGGAAGCUGCGCCAGCUAAGGAAGAAAAGAAGAAGGAAGAACCUGAAGAAGAAUCCGACGACGAUAUGGGCUUUGGUCUGUUUGACUAAACUUUCGGAUCGCAAUUUGCUGGUCCAUCCACUUUUGGCAAUUAUAUUGUACAAUGAAUAAAAUAUUUUUAAACUGA